Rhinolophus ferrumequinum (greater horseshoe bat) is the source of this 3214-nucleotide messenger RNA. RefSeq names its product delta/notch like EGF repeat containing (gene DNER). The record is from RefSeq and is a predicted model, not a curated record. Gene Ontology annotation, molecular function: calcium ion binding. The transcript has 13 exons. Bases 110 to 2323 code for a protein of 737 amino acids. Gene Ontology annotation, biological process: establishment or maintenance of epithelial cell apical/basal polarity; heterophilic cell-cell adhesion. Gene Ontology annotation, cellular component: plasma membrane; protein-containing complex. Lineage: Eukaryota; Metazoa; Chordata; Mammalia; Chiroptera; Rhinolophidae.
CUGCAGGAGGCAGCAGGCCCAGCGGAGCAGCGGUCGCCGUCACCGCUGCCGCUCCGGCCGCCGCCGCUCCCCCGUUCCGGCUCCAGCCCCAGCGCCCCCUCGGUCUGCCAUGCCGUCCCGCCGCGCCCCGGCGUCCGGAGCGCAGCUGCUGCCCGCGCCCGCCCUGCUGCUGCUGCUGCUGCCGCUCGGCGCCGGGCCCCGCGGCUGCUGCCUGGCCACCCCGGUGCCCGCCGCGCCCCUGCCCGCGCCGGGGCCGUGCGCCGCGCAGCCCUGUCGGAACGGGGGCGUGUGCACCCCGCGCCCGGAGUCCGGCCCUCAGCCCUCGGCGCCAGCUGGAGAGCCCACCUAUAGCUGCACCUGCCCCGCCGGAGUGUCCGGCGCUAACUGCCAGCUUGUUGCGGAUCCUUGCACCAGCAACCCUUGUCACCAUGGCAACUGCAGCAGCAGCCCCAGCAGCGAUGGCUACCUCUGUAUUUGCACUGACGGCUACGAAGGUCCAAACUGUGAACAGGCACUUCCCAGUCUUCCAACCUCAGGCUGGACCGAGUCCAUGGCACCCAGACAGCUCCAGCCUGUCCCUGCUACCCAGGAGCCUGACGUCAUCCUGCCCCGCUCUCAGGCAACCGUGACCCUACCCACGUGGCAGCCGAAAACAGGGCAGAAAGUUGUAGAAAUGAAAUGGGAUCAAGUGGAGGUGAUUCCAGAUAUCGCCUGUGGGAACGCCAGUUCUAACAGCUCUGCGGGUGGCCGCCUGGUAUCCUUUGAAGUGCCACAAAACACCGCAGUCAAAAUUCGGCAAGACGCCACUGCGUUGCUGAUUUUGCUAUGGAAGGUCACGGCCACAGGAUUUCAGCAGUGCUCCCUCAUAGAUGGACGGAGCGUGACCCUCCUGCAGGCUCCUGGGGGUCUCGUCCUCCUGGAGGAGAUGCUCGCCUUGGGGCACAAUCACUUCAUCGGUUUUGUGAAUGAUUCAGUUACUAAAUCGAUCGUGGCUUUGCGCUUGACUCUGGUGGUGAAGGCCAGCACCUGCACGCCGGGGGAGAGCCAUGCAAACGACGUGGAGUGCUCAGGAAAAGGGAAAUGCGUCACGAAGCCAUCAGAGGCAACUUUUUCCUGUAACUGCGAUGAUCAGUAUAUUGGAACUUUCUGUGAAGAGUUUGAUGCCUGCCAGAGGAAACCCUGCCAGAACGACGCGAGCUGUGUUGAUGCAAAGGAAAAGCAAGAUGGAAGCAAUUUCACCUGCGUCUGCCUUGCUGGUUAUACUGGAGAGCUUUGUCAAUCCAAGAUUGAUUAUUGUAUCCUAGACCCAUGCAGAAAUGGAGCAACAUGCAUUUCUAAUCUCAGUGGAUUCACUUGCCAGUGUCCAGAAGGAUACUUCGGAUCUGCUUGUGAAGAAAAGGUGGACCCAUGUGCCUCAUCGCCGUGCCAGAACAAUGGCACCUGCUAUGCGGACGGUGUGCGCUUCAGCUGCAGUUGCAGCGCAGGCUUCACAGGACCAACCUGUGCCCAGCUGGUGGACUUCUGCGCACUGAGCCCCUGCGCUCACGGCAGCUGCCGCAGCGUGGGUACCAGCUACAAAUGCCUCUGUGAGCCAGGUUACCACGGCCUCUACUGUGAAGAGGAAUACAACGAGUGCCUCUCUGCCCCAUGCCUGAACGCGGCCACCUGCAGGGACCUCGUUAACGGCUAUGAGUGCGUGUGCCUGGCAGAGUACAAAGGGGUACACUGUGAGUCGUACAAGGACCCCUGUGCUAAUGUCAGCUGUCUGAACGGAGGCACCUGCGACAGUGAAGGCCUAAACGGCACGUGUGUCUGCACACCAGGGUUUACAGGUGAAGAAUGUGACGUCGACAUCAAUGAAUGUGACAGUAACCCUUGCCAUCAUGCCGGCACUUGCCUGGACCAGCCCAAUGGUUAUACCUGCCACUGCCCACACAGCUGGGUGGGAGCAAACUGUGAAAUCCACCUCCAGUGGAAGUCUGGGCACAUGGCGGAGAGUCUGAGCAACAUGCCCCGGCACUCCCUGUACAUCAUCAUCGGCGCCCUGUGCGUCGCCUUCAUCCUGAUGCUGAUCAUCCUGAUCGUGGGGAUUUGUCGCAUCAGCCGCAUCGAGUACCAGGGCUCGUCUAGGCCGGCCUACGAGGAGUUCUACAACUGUCGCAGCAUCGACAGCGAGUUCAGCAAUGCCCUUGCCUCCAUCCGGCACGCCAGAUUUGGAAAGAAAUCCCGGCCUGCGAUGUACGAUGUGACUCCCAUCGCCUAUGAAGAUUACAGCCCCGAUGACAAACCCUUGGUCACACUGAUUAAAACGAAAGAUUUGUAAUCAUUUUUUGGAUUAUUUUUCAAAAAAGAUGGCCUACUACACUCAUUUAAAUAUUUUUAAGAAAACAAAAAGCUUAAGAAAUUUAAAAUGUUAGCUGCUCAAGAGUUUUCGGUAGAAUAUUUAAGAACUAAUUUUCUGCAGCUUUUAGUUUGGAAAAAAAAUAUUUUAAAAACGGAAUUUGAGAAAUCCAUAGACUACGUUUUAAUGUACGUUCCGCUCUCUUAAACUAUUCUUCCAAUAGCGUGUUGGCCUUUCACGGUAGACGCUAUCACGACACCCAGAUUGAUCUCUGUGGUUGUCACAGAAUAAGUCUAAUCAAGGAGAAGUUUCUGUGUGAUGUGUGAGCACCAGCUUUCUGAGUAGAGUUAGGAAACCCAUGUAGAGUAUGACGAAUAGUACAGUAUACCCGUGACUUAAAAAGAAGUCUGAAAUGUUUGUUUUGUGAAAAAGAAACUAGUUCAACUUAUUAUUCCUAACCCGAAUGAAAUUAGUCUUUGCCUUAUUCUGUGCAUGGGUAAAUAACGUGUUUCUGCACUGUUUUGUUGAACCUUGCCGAAACCUUCUUUUGACUUUGUUUUUGUCAUUUUUGUAACAGUCGUCAAGCUAGGCCUUGAAAGAGCCGUGUGAGGCAACUUAUGAUUGAAUUGAAACUGUAUUUUCUUUAAAGAGUCAAGGUUUUUUUUAUUGUGAGUAAAUGAAAUUUACGUUGGAGUUGUUAGUCGCUAAGAGGUAGUAAAAUCUAAGAGAGUCUUGGUCCCUUCCGUAGUGAGUAUUUCUUAUAGUGCAUCUUUAUUUAUAUCCAGGACAUUUUUGUGGCUGUAUUUGAUUGAUAUGUGCUUCUUCCGGUUCUUGCUAAUUUCAAAUACUGAAUAAAUGCUACCAAGGCAAGGA